GCGUAUCUAUGUGGAGGGCAUGCAUUUACGUGCACUCAUGCUCUUCUCCUUAAAUCAUAUAUAAUGAUGUUAUAUUUCUUUAAAGUACUUGAAUAUACAUGUAUGCACUCAAGCUUAAGUGUCAUAUGGCACAAUGAUCAUUGGUGCACCUCUAUUAAGUGAGGUGAAGGUUCAAAUCUUAUGGCUAUUUUGACUUUUUUUUCUUCUAGAAUUGGAACUACCCAUUGGGAAUGGACAUAUUUUCGAUGUCCCUUAUUGCUUGUUACAAACAUGGUCAUAUCCUUUACAAAAUUAUUAUCUCUGAAUGUAGGUCACUAUCAAAAGUAAAGCAAAAUUAUAGGGAACAGAACAAGGUAGCGUAUCUCUUCACUGAGAAAGGAGUUAAGAAAACAAUUUUUCAUAACAUUAGAAUUUUAAUAGUUCCUCCAGUGUUUGCAAAUAAAAUGGUAUGGACAUUUUAGGAACUACUUCAAAAUGAAUAGUACCUAUCACGGGCUCAACUUUUUCGCGUGUCAGCGGCACACAAACGCCCGUAAGGCGCUCAUAGUCCAUCAUGACUACAAGCCAGCCUAUCUUAUUUUCCAGGUUUCUAGGCACGAUCCAAUGCCUAUGGUGAAGUCGCCAUGAAGGCUCGCUUCAAUUGUGCCGCCCGAUUGAUGUCGACUAACAUACUAGCAUACUCUUGUGGCGCAUUCCCAUCUGCUAGAUCUCGUCCAUGCGCACAUCUGGAUUUGGCUACGGACAUACUAGUCCCUCGCCUGGACCUGAGCAUAGCUAUCGCGUGUACAGUCCUAUCCUUGAGCUUGACACUCACUUCGUUCAUCGUUCAUGCGCACCUCGCUCGUGCCUUGCCCAAGUAGGGCAACAUCCAAUCCUUGGCCUUAGUCAUGUGCGUCUUUCAUACCAUCAUUUCGGUUGUCUUAUGACCUAGCCAAAUAUAGCCCACGCGACAUGUAUUCUUCUUACAUAGUGCAGCGUCGCCCCACGACUGCACUUCUAGGCCAACGAACCCUUGAUCGCAUGGCUGAACCUUAGCCGAGCUCACAAGUUAGCUCACGAGGCUCUUGAGAGAGUCCCUCGAUCACUCAUUCGGCACGGAGGUCUCAUUCCAUCACAAGAUCAGCCCGCGAGGCAUAAUCGUCCCAUAUAUCAAGCCUCCGGCUCCCUUGGGGCGCCCAACGUUGGCCCAAGGCCACACGCCGUCCAUAGAGCUCCCAAACUCAUAUGGAUACCUUUCACACUCCUUUGAGGUGCCAAGGCAGGCCCUUGAGGUUGUCCCUCAAGGCAUCACACUUGGGGCGGUCCAAUGUCAACACACUCGGGAAGGACUGGUAGGCUGUCACCAUGUAUACCCCCCUUAUAUAUGCUCUAAAGAAAAAUACCCAAUUGACCCAGUAGACAUGUUUUUGCCAGAGAAUCACAAUAGGUAUUUCUCACUCAUCCGAACUCCAAAUGAGGUGCCGCUUGUUCUCAAUUACUCCUCUUGACUUCCUUCACAACUCCAUGACCCAUUCCCAUAAUCAUGGAACGAGUUAUAGCCUUCGGAAGCUUCAGCUAAUUACGACAAUACCACUGCUUCCUUGGCUAAGCCAAGCCCUUGGGUAAACCAACGCCAAAUGACCCCAAACUUGGUGAGCAUAUACAAGGCCCUUCUAGGAACAAGGCUUUAACCCGAAAUUCCUAAAUUCCAACUUUAGCUCCAGAACGCACGGCGCUAACAUUCGUUGCCGCACGUGGCCGACCCCCAGGGGUAGCCCUUGGGCUUCUCCCAAGUCUUUGUCAAACAUCUUUGGCACUCAUGGCCCAUGUCAUGCAACAUCUCUAGGUGGUUGUUGCCUCUUGCCAUGCCCCUUUGCCCAAUUGCCUACUUUAGCCCAGUGUCAGCGCAGCCGCCUGCACUGCUGACACUUAUGCAGCCCAUCAAGGAUGCACUUGGCCAUGCCCCAAACUCUGGGGCGCAACAGUACCAAUCUGUUAAAUAUUAAAGUGGAGGGAAAACCCUUCCAAAAUGUUCACUCUUCUCAGCUAUGGGGAAAGUAACAACUUACAAAUCUUACAUUACACCAUAUAGGACAUAUGGUCCCUUUAUUUCAUGGUUCAAAGUCCAACACAGAUGAUUCUUUUACAGGGAAAAAUUCAAAUGUUAAAUGCCUGCACUAUUAUCCAUAAGCUCUUAGACAGAGGGAGAGAGACAGGUCAACAAGAAAAUGGCUUUGAAAGAGCAAAUGAAUAAGAAAAGACUUUUCGAACUUGGUUCCCCAAGAACACAUAUUUUAUAGUGAGUUCCCUGCCUUCAACGUUCAAAUAACCCUCUUGUCCUAUUAUAAUUAUACACACAGAUAGGUGUUUCUUUAUUGCUAUAGUAUUAACAAAAGGAAUAAAAAGAAGAAAAAGUUGCAUCUUAGGAGAAGAAUUUGGAGUUUCGCUGAACAUCUAUAGUAAACAAACAUCCCAGAGACCAAGACUAGAGUUUUUGGAACCUCUGUUCAUAUAAACUCUUUUAUUAAGAAGCUGAAAUGCCAAGAUUAAGAGGAUCAGACAUGCCUCAAAGGCAAUCACCUCGAGUUCCUUCGCUACUCAGAACAUUAAGCUCUGAUUCUGAUAAAAGAAGUCCUAAAGUAGGAGAUCGUAAAUCUCCACGAGGCGCUCAAUCUGAUCCACAAAAUCAAAGGAAACUUGGUACAAGAAUUGCAGAUUUGGAUACCCAACUUGGGCAAGCACAAGAAGAGCUCAAAGAUCUUAAGGACCAAUUAGAAUCAGUUGAAACAGCAAAAAAAGCAGCUCAAGAACAGCUUGAGAAAACCAAGAAAUCUACUGUCCCAGAGCCUGAGGAAAUCCAAGAAGUUGAUGUUUUUGAAGUCCCAAAUGGUGAAACUAGCCAGCCCAUUAAUGAAGAUAAGCAAAAGAUCACAACUUUAUCACCUGUUGAACCAGAGAAACCAUCACAUGAGGAGAUGGCUUUGAAGAAUGAAGAAAUAAGCUUGUUGAAAGCAAAGUUGGAAGAGAAAGAAAAAGAGUUUCAAGUAUAUUUCCAAGAAAAUGAGAACCUGAAGAAGGAACUAAACGAAAAGACUCUGGAAAUCUCAUCCGCUAAGGCAAAAACAGAGGAAAUGAACCUCAAGUUCAACCAAGUUACUCAAGAACUUGAAACAACCAAGAACGACACUUCAAAAAUAAACGAGAAGCUCACAGUCACCGAAAAGGAAAAGGAGGAAUUAGAAAGUGAGAUGAAGAAACUCCGAGUUCAAACAGAACAAUGGAGGAAAGCUGCAGAUGCUGCAGCAGCCGUGCUGGCAGGGGAAGUGGAGAUAAAUGAGAGAAGGCGGCUUUCUGAGAGGUGUGGAUCAAUGGAUUAUAAGCGUUACGGUAAUAUAUUUGAACCAACAGUUGGAGGAUAUGGUUGUUACAUGGGUUCACCAGGUCCUAUCGAUGACUCCAAUGAUGGUUUUGGACAUGUGAAGAGAAAAGGCUCCGGUAUUAAGAAGUUCGGAGACCUGUGGAGGAAGAAGGGCCAGAAAUAAGUCAAGACUUCUCUACAAUAGUCAACCUCUGUAACAACAUUUCACUAUAACAACCACGUUUUCUGUGGAACCGAUCUUUCAUGUUAUGUUGUAUUAUAUGUUCUCUAUAACAGCAAUUCGCUAUAGCAACAAAAAAAUUAUCAAAACAAACGAUGUUGUUAUAGGGAAGUUUGACUGUAUUCCCGAAAACACAAAAAUACUUCUAGCAGAAAUGGUUACUCACCAUUUCAAUUUUCUUGGCUAA
This is a messenger RNA of Lycium barbarum (goji berry), 3765 nucleotides long. Its product is annotated as interactor of constitutive active ROPs 4-like. The transcript is spliced from 4 exons. Lineage: Eukaryota; Viridiplantae; Streptophyta; Magnoliopsida; Solanales; Solanaceae. The coding region runs from base 2517 to 3521 and encodes 334 amino acids. The record is from RefSeq and is a predicted model, not a curated record.